CGUCUUUUGCGGCGUCGUCUGCGCGUCCGUCGGCGCCUACUACGUCUACAACGGCAAGACGCACUCGACCACCGGUGACAUCGUAAACCAGAUCCAGCAGUCGCCCGGUCUCCGUGUCCAGAUCCAAGCCAAGCGCUCCAGUAUGGCCUUCAACGGCCAGACGUCGGCGACGGUCUAUGUCGUGCCGCGCGCCGGGUCGGGUGCCAACCUCAAGUUUGACGCGUUCUUGUCGCAGCCCGGUCCCGAGGUCACGGCCAACUACAUGUUGCUCGACGACCGCGCGUACUGGUCGAUCGUCAAGGACAAUGCGACCGUGGCCACGGGGUGCUUGAACCCGGACCAAGUGCCGCCCGUGCAGCUGAUGCAAUCGAGCCUCGAAGACUCGGUGGCGGUCACGAGUGUGGACGGCCAGACCAUCGAGUGUCCGUCGGGCAAGCUCCUCGAGCUGCAUACUUGA
Saprolegnia diclina VS20 is the source of this 457-nucleotide messenger RNA. RefSeq lists its product as hypothetical. Bases 143 to 457 code for a protein of 104 amino acids. NCBI's taxonomy places the organism in Eukaryota, Oomycota, Saprolegniomycetes, Saprolegniales, Saprolegniaceae. The transcript is spliced from 3 exons. The record is from RefSeq and is a predicted model, not a curated record.